CUGCGCAGUACAUUUGCGUGCUCAAUGUUUUUGUUUUAGCUGUCCUACUGCUGUUGCUGUUGGGAAGUGAACUCAAAAUGGAAAUGACGUGGUCGACAGUUUGUGUUCUAUUACUUUUUUUUGUCUCAGCAACUCGCACAGAGACGUCGAAUAGACAACUGAAUACGGAAAACAUCCUAAUCAAUGUCACAGCGGGGACACUGGCAGACACACAGCUGCAAGACUCUAACAACUUACAGAUAAAUUUAAACAUAUCAGUGAGUGAAGAGCAGGUGCUGGUCAAUGACGUCCCAGUGGAGCUGUCAGGGGUCACUAGGUUCAACUGCCAAGCGCUUCUUUUGGACAGUGUCAAUGGGAGCAGUGAGUUUGAGUCUGGGGACAUAGUGUCCACUGUUACCCGGGUGAUGGUGAGCCAGAACAGGCUGUACAGUGACUCAGAGGAGGUGGUGGCUCUUCAGGUCUUCAGUGAAGUGAUAGAGAUGGAUGGCAAAGAGGUCCAGCAGCCUGACAUGUGUGAGGUGAAAAUACUGAUGAGCCCAGACUUCCAGAAGCUGGCCCAGUUUACCAACAUCUACCCCAUUGGACACAGUGAUAUCUUUAGGGUUCCCAGAGAAAAUGAUGUGGUUGUCACAGAUCCACCAAAUUCUAGAAAAGAUGAAGAGCAGCUGAUCUCUCAGACCACAAGCCAGUAUCCUCUGAAGCACACAGAGACCACCCGGGAAGAGAUUGCAUCCCCCGGAAAACUCCCAGAGACCCCCCUGCGUAUGGACCCUGACCUCCUGUAUGAUGUCAGAUAUGAUGAUGAACUUGAUUACACUUACCCGAGCCAGCCUGAUCAGAAUCAAAUGGAAACUCCACCCAAGGAACUUAUUUCUUCUUACUCUGCCAUGUGUCAGUGGGUAGAGCAAGCCAGGGAGCGUCUGCGGCGCUUCUGUUCCGAAUCCCUGCCUCUCUUCUUCCUGGUCAUGUGGGUGGUCGUGAUCGGCGUGGUCGGAUCAGCCGUCAUCGUCAAGAUCUUAGAUGUGUUUUUCCCAAUUUGUGAACAUAAGCGCAUUUUUAAUGUAAACUCUGUCCCUGUGAUGCCAGAGGAUGAGAAGCACAAUCUCCUGGAGAACAUAGAAGUAGAAGCAGAGGAAGAAGCGAAGAAGCCUUGAGUGAGGAUCAUCUUGACCGGCUCCUCCAGUUUGUUCCUAUUUGUUGUUUAACCUGCGGUUUGGCAUGGCCCGGUUUUGUUCUGAUCUGUGAAUCACCACAGCUUUUCCUGUCACUUUACUCUUUCCUGGUCUUUGUGAAUCUUUUCAUCAGCCAACAUAAGCUCAUUUAAUGUUAGCUUAUACAAGUCCUGCAGAAUGGAGAGUAAAGUGAGAGAUUUAUGGUGUUGAAUGUCAUGAUGCAAUGAGAUUAAAGUAUGGAAGGCUUACGGUUACCUUACCAGCAUCUGCUUUCAGCACAUUGUGCAGAGAAUCUGCAACAGUGACCACUUUUGCUUUACCCACACCCAAAACAUGUUUAGCUGGCAUGCAGUUAACAAAAACAAUGUCCAAGAUUCAAGGGAUUAUCAGAUGAGCUGAAGCUCUGCUUUUUGAGAAACAUUUUGUUUUUGUUUUUUUAAGUCAUUUUAGCUGAAGGUCAAAGGAAAAGACUGAUACCGCUCUCCAGCUGCUGGUCUUGGCACCCAUGUUGGCAGUGCUUUAGGAAGGUGUUUUGAAGCUCCCAUCUAAAUGAAUGGUAAGACCCUCCCAAUAUUAUUUAUAAUGUCCAUCAGGACAAAAACUGGAAAAGGCCUUUUUGGUAAUAACAUGACAUAACAGCUCUUAUAUAAACUCAAACCGUUCAAAGUUUACUCUCCUUCCUUUGUUUCGGUAAAACUAACUGUUAGCUGCAAGGUUAACAUGAUCAACCCAGUUUCCUGAUGGCAGAGCUGUGCAGACACAGUGUAUAUGGGCAUAAAUACAAAUGAUUACAUUAACAUAAGUCAUUGAAAUUUCACCACCAGGGAGCAGUGUUUUAUCAGUGGGUGUUUAGAAAUGUUUUUGAAUGUAAACUUCUUUACUUUUGGUAAUUCUAUUUCUGCCAUAUCCCUGUUUUCGCAAGUAGCUUUGCUUUUCCCGGUUUGAUAUUGUUGAUAAGAAUGUGCUCCUAGUGACUUUCCUGGUUGGCUCACUGCACCAUCUUGUGGUACAAAUUGGUAUUACACAAAAGUAUAACCUUUAGCCUUUGUAUCAGAUCUGCUCCAAAGCUCAAGACCAAAGCAGUUUUAUAUGGUCUACAUCCUCAGAACUGUUACUAAAUGGACCAUUUAUCCUGUUUAGUUCAAGUUUACGUAUCACUAAAAGUUUUCAGCGCAGAAUAAAAAGCUAGAUGCUGUGGGGUUAACCUAUAAAUAUGGACAAACUGAGAAUUUUAGAACCAGAUCCAAACACUUCAGAGUUCCCUUAAAAAAACUUUGUGUAUGUAGCAGUUCUUUACAGGUCACACAUUUGUUUGCUUUGUGUAUAUAUAUAUUUUUUUUCUCCAAAAUCAUUCACCUACAGCUGAAAAAAAUGAAGACAGCUCUAAAUGCAUUAAAUGUAUUUAAAAGUAAAAAGAGGCAAAGACACUUGCUUAAAUCUGUUGAAAUGUCUAAAAAGACAAAGCUAAGCAGAUUACUGCGUCAGAGUUUCUGUUCUGUCUGUCGCUACUAAAAAACCUCUUCCUUUGACUCGACAUUACUGACGUUCAUCUGUUAAUUGUCUUUUUUUUUUCACUGUGCCUCAGUUUGUUUGUUUUUUAUAAGGAUUCUAUCAUGAGAAGAAUUACUAUGUGGUCUACUUUAAUCAGUACUGUUUGUGGCUUCCUGUUACUAAUAUUGUAGAAUGUCAGUGAAGCUGUUCAGAAUGUCUAUGCACCUUCUCUAUAUAUAAACUACGAGCGGACUGAUACAGUCCAAGACUGAAACACAAUUCUUGUUCAAAGAACGAAUCUGCAUGUCCUCACUAUCACUUCAGUGGCCUGUGCUACAGAGUAGCUGUUCUUUUCUGAACUUGGGCUAAGCGACGCCACAAUCUGGCUAAGCAGUCACACAAAGGUGGUUAUCAACUGCAGAAGUUACCCCCAGUUUCCCAUCUAUCCGUGUGUGCGUUCACAUAACAGAGGAAGUGCUGAUCUCAAACAUUACCUGCUCCAGAGCAGGUUAAGUGUUCAGCAUGUUCAGCAGGUUUAGUUGACCUUGCGAAGCUUUAAUCAUGCUUUGCAGUACAGCCCUCUCUGAUGUUUGGCAGUUCUAGGUGUGAAGGAUCAAACGGCUCAACGGGCUGUCGGUGAAAAACCUGCGUUUUCAUUCAUCAUAAAUUCACAAACCACAUUUUCUUUUUUUUUCUUUUUUGUUUGUUUGUUUUUUUAUGUGCGAGGGUGUUAUUUUACUAUUGGUCAUGCUUUUUCAAAGACAUCCCAAAAGAUCAGCUUGUAAUGUCAUGAUUUUCUCUCCCUAGGGCUCAGUUAAACUGCAGUAUGCAUGAUAUACUGCGUACAACGAAAAGGUGCAUGCAUAGUGUAGCUAGUGAGUAGAGUUUGCUGCUCCAUCAACAAGUUUUCCAUUAAAAAUAGGAAAGUGCAUGAUGACUUAAAACAGUGUUGGAAUCUGCCUCAUGUUGUGCAACAGAAUGCUGUACGCAACACCUAGUUGGUUCAGAGUUAAACAACAAAUGUUUUAAUUUGGUCUUUGAUACAUCAGCGUGAUAUCUUUUUUUGGCAUCUGUGUGCAUACAUUGUAUGAAUUACAGCUGGACUGUGUAUUUGGGUCAGAAAUCAUGCUAAUUAAAAGCUUUCCUUACAACCAUCACAUGGA
Molecule: messenger RNA, 3826 nt
Organism: Neolamprologus brichardi
Lineage: Eukaryota; Metazoa; Chordata; Actinopteri; Cichliformes; Cichlidae
Gene: ginm1
Product: glycoprotein integral membrane 1
Source: RefSeq, a predicted model, not a curated record